UCCGAGUCUGGGCAUAUUCUUGGGGGUUUUAUUUACUUCCGAUUUGACUCUUGCCAAGGUCACUGGGUUGGAAUACAAUCGAGCCUUGUUUUACAUAUACCCCCGAUUCUCAGGAAUCUGGUUAAAGCCCUCAGCCAAAAUUAAGACUCGAAGUUUUUUAAGUUUCCGAUGCUAAACGUAAUUGUUGAGAUUCGUGUUUCAGUAAUAGUUAGGAAUCGUGGAGGAACAACUACAAAUUCACGAGCUCGCACAACAGCUGGAGGGCCAAAUAGUGGUGGACUUUGGCGUUUUUACACUGAAGACUCUACUGGAUUGAAAAUUGGACCUGUUCCCGUUCUAGUCAUGUCACUUGUAUUCAUUGCCAGCGUAUUUAUUCUUCACAUGUGGGGCAAAUAUACUCGAAGUCGUUAA
Molecule: messenger RNA, 411 nt
Organism: Meloidogyne enterolobii
Lineage: Eukaryota; Metazoa; Nematoda; Chromadorea; Rhabditida; Meloidogynidae
Source: the annotation of a GenBank genome assembly